Fusarium fujikuroi IMI 58289 is the source of this 753-nucleotide messenger RNA. RefSeq lists its product as uncharacterized. The coding region runs from base 1 to 753 and encodes 250 amino acids. The record is from RefSeq and is a predicted model, not a curated record. The transcript is spliced from 4 exons. NCBI's taxonomy places the organism in Eukaryota, Fungi, Ascomycota, Sordariomycetes, Hypocreales, Nectriaceae.
AUGUCAUCCGCAUCUCGUUAUUUCCUGAACUCCACCUCAAGUCUAGAGGAAGAUGGCUGCCCCUCGACCCUGCGAGAUCGCCUGCGUGACGACCAUACUCCAGCAACGAGUUCCUCCAUCGGGCCAAUCCCCUACCAGAACAUCUACCAGCAGGUUCACGCUUGUCUUGGGAAAUCCUUGGAAACUUCAAAGCCCGAAAGCAAGGUGGUUCCUGCACCGGAGCGCAAUGAUCAGGCUUCACAGCUUCGAGAAUCGUAUGCUCGCAUGGGCAUGUCCCUUCACAGCUCUGCGAUCGAGCACCUCGUAAAGGCGCACACGGAUGUGCAGGCCAAGACAGCCAGCUUCGCAGAGAAAUCCGGCGAGACCUUGUCGCAGUCCAAACGGCUGUACGCCAACAUUGCCUACCCGCUAUCGGCCACACUUUGUCAUCACAAUGACCAUGAAGACCACCCUCGAGCAACUGUCGCCGUUCACUUGAAGAAGCUCCAGGAAGAAAUCGCUGCCGCAAGAGAAGAGGAUGAGUGCUGUGAGACCGAGGAACAGGCUUGGAAGCAACUGAAUAAAGAGCUCGCCGAGCAAGGUGGCCAGAAUGGUGUCGAUGCGGAGCUUUUAAAUGUUGCUGAGGAACUGAAGAAACAGGCGGAGGCCAUCGUGGAGGAAAAGUGUCGACUCUUGGACGAGGUCGACAAGGAGUUCAAGGCUGAGAUCCAGAACGAGACUUUGAAGAUGAUGCAGGAUCUCUUCGACGACUGA